This is a messenger RNA of Schizosaccharomyces osmophilus, 297 nucleotides long. RefSeq names its product Sm snRNP core protein Smd3 (gene smd3). Gene Ontology annotation, biological process: spliceosomal snRNP assembly; RNA processing. Gene Ontology annotation, cellular component: U5 snRNP; U12-type spliceosomal complex; U4 snRNP. The transcript has 4 exons. NCBI's taxonomy places the organism in Eukaryota, Fungi, Ascomycota, Schizosaccharomycetes, Schizosaccharomycetales, Schizosaccharomycetaceae. The record is from RefSeq and is a predicted model, not a curated record. Gene Ontology annotation, molecular function: RNA binding. Bases 1 to 297 code for a protein of 98 amino acids.
AUGUCUUUGUGCUUAAAGCUGCUCCAUGAGUCCCAAGGGCACAUCGUUAGUAUGGAGUUGGAAAAUGGUUCUACUUAUAGAGGCAAACUGAUUGAAGCGGAAGACAAUAUGAACUGCCAGAUGAAAGACAUAAGCGUCACUGCCAGAGAUGGACGCGUUUCUCAUCUUGACCAAGUAUACAUUCGGGGAUCUCACAUUCGAUUUUUGAUUGUUCCAGACAUGCUCAAAAACGCACCUAUGUUCAAAGUAGGACCUGCUCGUGGUACGCCGUUACCGACUCGUGGUGGACGACGUUAA